CUAAAUUUACUUAUCGAGACAGUUGUUUACAGGACUUAUUGCCAAACAUAUAGUGAUGAUAACAGAUAUGUCAUCAACAGUAAGCAUGUGAUUGUGCAUAUUCAUGCCUAAAUCAGGAAUGAAGGAAGAUACCUCUGAGACAUUCUGCUUAUUCUUGCAGCACUGGUGUUGAUAACCUCAGGUCUGCUGCACUUUUGACAAAGCUAAACAGGCAGCACUCAGAGGGCCCGUGUGCAUAAACAAUGCAGAAGAGCCAGACUGCUUAAACCAGGACCCAGAUCCAGAAAUGAGCCCAGCGCAGCUGUAUGUUGGCAGUUAGGACAGGGAGCUCCUCGUACUGUGGUCUGACACUGCCAGACAGCGUUUCUGUAUCAUAAUCAGGCCAGGACAGAAGCACAAGAGGACGAAAAGGACUGUAUCAGUGUGUUUACAAGUUUUAGCUCCUUAACUGCACAUCAUGAGGUAACGUAUCCCCACCAGGAUGCAAAGCUUCAUCGGAGUCUCGCAUCUUUUCUUGGUUCUUCUGGUUCAGACGGUACCUGCGCAGAUUUCACCCCCUCCAGAAGAGGGUCCCCCCAAAGGAAUGACGUUCCAGGAGGUGUGGACAAAGAGCAUGUGUCAGCCUAUGGAGCAGUUGGUGGAUGUGGAGCAGGAGUUCCCUGGAGAAGUGGGUUACAUUUACAUACCUGCUUGUGUCCCACUAUGGCGAUGCUCUGGUUGCUGUGGGGAUGAGAACCUGGAGUGCCAUCCUACCCUUGAACGCAACAUCACUGUACAGAUGAUAAAGAUUGCUCCCAUGAUGCCAAGCCACCACGUGGAACUCACAUUUGUGGAGCAUCAGAGAUGUGAUUGCAGAGCACGUCAGACACUUAGAAAAAAUAAAAGCAGCAGUGAGUCCAUCAGGAAUAAACCUCGGAGGAGGAAACACAAGAAGACAGCAAAUGGCUGUGGCAAGUGCCAGUUUCCUCACAAGAUAAGUCUUGACUGAUUCACGCGUAUGUCCAAAGUCUAAAUUGGGGGAGUGACUUUUGUUAUGGCGAACAGCAGCACAGCUGUGAAGUGAUCACACCUGAUCAUUCAUCUUCCGUCCAAACACGUUUCCUCAUCCAGCGGAUCCAUCAGAUGUGGGACUUUCCAUCUUGCCCUUGACCUUAUUUUCUUUUUUGGUUAAUUACAGUAUCAAAGCAAACAACCAUAUCUGUAAACUCAUUUGGCUCAGAUUGCUGUUUUUAAUGGACCAAAAUCAAUGUCAAUUUUGACUUUAAAAAUCUAGCUGCUUUUUUGUUUGAUGAUUUUAAAAAUAGACAUUGGAUACAACAGUAGAUACAGAAUAGGUGUAAAGAUAAUGGGUGGAAUGCUUUGAGCUUAUCAGUCGCUCGGGGAAAGGAUUAAAGCCCCCAUCCAUCCUGAAGUGUUCACUGAAGAACUGUCAGAUCAAUCUGUCAGACCUUCUCUAUGACUUCAUGUUCAUUGUGACAUUUUGCAGUGACUCAUGUUGUUAUAACUGUUAUAAAACCAGUUCUUUUCUGGUGCAAAGCUAUAGACACUGAAAAAAGACAUCAUCCAUUGAACUUUUUGUAUGUAAAGUGUUCAUGCCUAGUCAUGGGGCAUGAUAAGUUCAUGAAAUAAAAUGCACUCCAAAUA
Xiphias gladius (swordfish) is the source of this 1644-nucleotide messenger RNA. RefSeq names its product vascular endothelial growth factor A-like. The coding region runs from base 482 to 988 and encodes 168 amino acids. Gene Ontology annotation, molecular function: growth factor activity; vascular endothelial growth factor receptor binding; chemoattractant activity. Gene Ontology annotation, biological process: positive regulation of angiogenesis; response to hypoxia; sprouting angiogenesis. Gene Ontology annotation, cellular component: membrane. Lineage: Eukaryota; Metazoa; Chordata; Actinopteri; Istiophoriformes; Xiphiidae. The record is from RefSeq and is a predicted model, not a curated record. The transcript is spliced from 8 exons.